Pseudophryne corroboree (corroboree frog) is the source of this 4566-nucleotide messenger RNA. RefSeq names its product zinc finger E-box-binding homeobox 1-like. The transcript is spliced from 7 exons. Bases 61 to 2037 code for a protein of 658 amino acids. The record is from RefSeq and is a predicted model, not a curated record. Lineage: Eukaryota; Metazoa; Chordata; Amphibia; Anura; Myobatrachidae.
GCUGCAGAAACAUCAGCACAGAUUGGAUGUGUCACGGUCCAAACACAUUGUACAUGUACCAUGUCUGAGGAUUUCAAAGAGAAGCGCAGAAAGCAGGCAGAACCUAAGAGAACUCAAGGAGCUCACCAUGAGCAGCUCCUAGAGGAGAUGGAACUUCCAGCUGAAACAGGAGCAGGUAAAGAAGAGACAACAUCUCAGACCCCUCUGUCAUUGACAUUCCCAACAAUAACACAAACUGAAACCAAAGGAUGUAUAGAACCUGCUGACAGAACUGCCAUGAAAGCCUGUGGUUUCUGUGGGAAGGAUUGCAGCUCAUCUGAUGGUGCUUUACAGACUGACCUUUCCGUGAAUGUGUGUCAUUGCUCAGCAAUUUACCAGGAGGAGCUGCAGACCACAGUUAAGAACACAACUGAAAACAGAAAAUUUACGUGUGUGGAAUGUGGAAAAGCGUUUAAGUUUAAACAUCAUUUGAAAGAGCACAUUCGCAUACACAGUGGUGAGAAACCAUAUGAAUGUUCCAAGUGCAAAAGAAGAUUCUCCCACUCCGGAUCAUACAGUUCCCACCUAAACAACAGGAAGUGCUUUCCCUGUAAAGACACAGUCCCCCCAUUGGUGCAUUCCUGCUCUUUCUCAGGAGGAAGUGGCUACAAAGAAAAAUAUGGUGAUCCAGUCAAUCUGCAUCCCUCCCUUGAGAACCUUAGCAAGGAUUGGCUAAUAUACAGUCCAGUUGCUGAAUCUUUCACAAUGUCACAUGUUGCUCGGUGUAGUCAUGAAUUUAAUGUGUCACCUAGAUCAGCUGAGAACAUAUCUGUUGACAUGGCUCUAAGUCCAUCUCUGAAAGAUCCUCUAGCUCUUUACCAUUUUAACAAGGAUUGGUGGAGCAAUUUGCAUCGCAUUCAGAUUGGUGCCAGUGGAUGGUCAGAAGGUGAUCUCAGACAGAUAGAGUGGGCCUCUCUAAUGAAACCAGGAGUUGUACACCAGGGAUCCGAUACCACUCAGUCUGAAAGGUACCAUCCAGAAACACUUCUCCUAAGUCAGCACUAUCAAAGUGUUGUUAUGGGAGAGAACUCAAUGACUUCAGCCUCAUACCAUAAAGAGAUGUCUAAGAAGUACGUACCAAAGUUGGAAUGCUCUGACUACAAGCUUGAAGCCUCAGAGUGCUGUUUUUUACCGCAGCAUUGUGAUUUAAAAGAACAAAUCAACUCAAAUGCCAAAUUACUUAUUCACACCCCAACUAUCACUGUCCUAAACGAGCCACAGCUUGAGCCAUUGGACUUGUCUGUUCCAAAAGCCAGCAACAUUUCCCAUGUGAAGACAACUUUAAGUGAAGAAUCCCAGAAGGAUGUAACUUACACAUUUAAAAGUCCCCGGCCAGAUUCACUCCCAAUGUCAAACUAUACAUACCCACACAAUGAGUCCCUCAAUCUGUCAUGCUUUCUGCCUAAUGUACUACAAAGCUUCUUUCAGAGUCGCUAUCCAUUUCUGCAUAUGAACCAUAGUCUUAGUGGUCUCCCAUAUUGCCCCUGCAUAAACUGCAUUUAUGAAAACAAGACAACAAAUAUAUCAAGAACAAGCAAAGACUGUAGAGUGAUGAAUAUCACAGAGGAGGAGAAAAAAUGCACCAAUUCACCCCGAAAAAAGUCAAAUAAGUCAGAAAAUGGAUUAUAUGUGUGUGAUCAGUGCAAUAAACACUUCCAGAAAAGCAGCUCCCUUUUACGGCACAAAUAUGAGCAUACAGGAAAUAGACCGCAUCAGUGUGAUGUAUGCAAUAAGGCCUUCAAGCACAAACAUCACCUCAUUGAACACAUCCGCCUACACUCAGGAGAAAAGCCAUAUCGCUGUGACAAGUGUGGCAAGAGAUUCUCCCACUCUGGCUCCUUCUCUCAGCACAUGAACCAUCGCUAUUCUUAUUGUCAGAGGGACACUGCAGGUCUCCCUGAAAAUGGUGAGAUGGCAUGGGGGGACAAAACCAGUCAGCUGGAAAAAUACUCAGUACUGCAUUCUACUGAAGAACCGAGGAACGGGGUGCAACUAUGAUGAGCAGCCAGAUCCACAGAGUGCACACAUACCAGGCACUGAAGACGUUUACAAAGGAGAAUCGGAUGGAAUCUUGAUACUUGAAUAAUCGCCAUAGUUUAAUGUUAGACAGAGGAGGCAUGACCAUAGUUUAUGCUGUUAGAAGAUCAUGGGUUUUGUAUUUCAAUAUGACUGAAACAGAUUUUUAUCUUCAAUGCACAAUUGUGAAAAUGUCUCUGGGGGUCAUUUAUCAAAUGUUGAAGAGAGAUAAAGUAGAGACGUUGUUCAUAGCAGCUUCUUAUGUCUUGUUUCUAGCAUAGUCUGUAACAUGACAGUUAGGAGCUGAUUGGUUGGUAGGGGCUGCUUUUACACUUUAUAUCUCUUUACACUUUAUCUCUCUCCAAGAUGUGAUAACUCCCCUCCAGUUUUAUUUAAUUGGAUUCUGUCUAAUCUAAUGCAAGGAUAAAUGUUGGUGCUGAAUGAAGGAUUGUGCAGCUAUUAUGUAAGAAAAGUGAUAUACAGUACUUGCAGGCGUGCAAUAGUAUAUACUGUAUGUGCCAAAACUGUUUCCAAAUACUUACAUUGUUAGGUGCACUAGACAUAUCAGCUGUAAAAUGCACAUGAUGGGAAGUGGCAGUAAAAGCCAUAUACUAGACUUGUGGUGGUGCACAGUAGUGUGGUAAAAAGGGGAUGCAGUUAAAAUGCCGUCUGUCGGGAUCCCGGCAGUCAGGAUACCCACGCCAAAAUCUUGACAGCUGACAAUGCCGACAGCCAGACUCCCGGCACACCAGGGCUAUUCCCAGUCGUGAGUGUCCAUGACACCCAUACAGUGGGAAUAGAUCCUGCGCUCGCCCCCAAGCCCGCAGUGUGGCGAGCGCAGCAAGCCGCAAGGGAAGUCUUAGCACUCCUCCCGCUGCCGGCAUUCUGGUAGGCGGGAUGCCGCUGUCAGGAAAUUGACAGCCUGCACUUGUCAGCCGGUAAUACAGUACGUAUAUAAUCCAGUAAAAAGUCCUCACUUGCCAGUGGCUGUAUGUAGUAUUUCAGGUGAGAUUCGGUUUGCUCAUACUUGAAACAGAAACUCGCUGCAGAAUUUACACAAAAGAGCACAAAUUUCCAUUUAAAAAGACAAAUAGGAAAAUCGUUAAGGUGUCCUCUCAAUGUUUUUUUAAAUUAAAUGAAAUUAAAUUGUUGUCCUCAAAUUGAUGAUAAGAUUAUUUGCAAAUAUUUGAAUUAAUUUUCCUACUUAUUUUAAAACAUAAGCCCAUUGGGUACACACUAAAUGAUGUGUGUACCCGGGUAACGGGAUGGCUGAUGAAAUUAUAUAUCAGCCGUCCCGUACACACUGAAUGAUAUAUUGCGCGACGUGCAAUAUAUUGUUCACGCCUGCAUUCCCCUGCAUCCCGUUGUAUGCCGGGUUAUCCCAUCAGGCAUGCAGCACGCUUGACAGGAGGAUGACCUGGCAAAUGACCCACGGAAGCGCAUUUUAGUGGGUACACACUAGACAAUGUGCCUGAUAUGUCGGUCCAAUCCGUCGGAUUGGGCAACAUAUUGCCUAGUGUGAUACCAGCAGGGGCAGAUUGGGAUGGAAAACCAGCCUGGAAAAUUUAUGGAAGCAGCCCUAAUGGGGGUGUGAUCUAAUUAGGGGGUGGGGUCUGUUGACAUGAGCAGGGCACAUGUCAGGGCGGCGCGGUCACAUGUGAUGCGACCUUGCCAGCUGAAGCAGUUCUGUCUCCAGUUGGGGUGAAGCCCGAGGCUGUCCCCCCCAUCCAAUGGGCUGCGGAUGGGGGGCUGAUAGCCUUUGUUCAAAGUGAUUGAUAUUGUUUUUAGUAGCAGUACUACAAGGCUCAGCAAGCCUCCCCCGCAAGCUGGUACUUGGAGAACCACAAGUACCAGCAUGCGGCGGAAAAAUGGGCCCGCUGGUACCUGUAGUACUACUACUAAAAAAAUACCCCAAUAAAGACAACACACACACACCUUGAAAGUAUAACUUUAAUACAUCCAUCCACACCUCCAUAUACACAUACUUACCUUAUGUUCCCACGCAGGUCGGUCCUCUUCUCCAGUAGAAUCCAUGGUGUACCUGUAGAAAAAAAUUAUACUCACAUAAUCCAUGGUUGAAGGCUCCUCUGCUUGUAAUCCUUUUGUAAUCCACGUACUUGAAAAAAUAAAAAAACGGAUACCCGACCACGAACUGAAAGGGGACCCAUGUUUUCACAUGGGACCCCUUUCCCCGAAUGCCAGAAACCCACUCUGACUGAUGUCUAAGUGGGUUUCUUCAGCCAAUCAGGGAGCGCCACGUUGUGGCACCCUCCUGAUCGGCUGUGUGCUCCUAACUGUCUGACAGGCGGCACACGGCAGUGUUACAAUGUAGCGCCUAUGCGCUCCAUUGUAACCAAUGGUGGGAACUUUCAGGUCAGCGGUUGACCGAAAGUGACCUCACCGCUGACCUGAAAGUUCCCACCAUUGGUUACCAUUGGUUACCUUGAUUGAAGGGGUCCCCACUCCCCCAGGGUACCCCGGCCAGGGGUGACUAGUUGGAUAUUUGAUGCC